CAACACUCCAUGUGCAUCAUAUUUCUUACCCUUGUUCUGGCUGCUUUUUUAGGAGAAAAGAAUCUCUCUUUUUAUCUAGAGAGAGGCUUAUUGUUCUAAUCAUGCAAUUGACACAAGAUAAGAUGAGUAGCAGUCCUGCACCUUGCAGCCGAUCCUGGUCUAUUAGUGAGGACUCCCUCAGAAGGUAUGUGCAGUUUGCAAGCGAAAGCUGCAUACAAGAGUUAUUGGCAGCUUCGGACACAAACAGAGGAAAUGGCAAUGAUGGAUGGAAGGUGCUUACGCUUGACAAUGGAGUAGAGAUAUCGAAACGCAGGUCAGGCUCACUUCACACCUUUCGAAGCCGUUGGGUGCUUAGAUCUGUCUCUCCCCAACAAUUCAUCACUGUGGCCAAUGCCAUUGAUGCUGCAAAGCAAUGGGACUCUGAUCUGGUGGAAGCCAGGUACAUAAAAGAUCUUGAAGACAACCUCAGCAUAAUUCGUCUUAGGUUUGGAGAUAACUCAAAGCCUCUCUUCAGGAAUAGAGAAUUUAUUGUUUAUGAACGGCGUGAAACCAUGGAAGAUGGAACCUUGGUGGUAGCAGUUGCUUCACUACCAAAGGAAAUAGCUGCAGGGUUACAUCCGAAGCAAAGUAAUGCAAUCAGAGGACUGUUGCUACAGUCAGGAUGGGUUGUAGAGAAGCUUGAAGAUAAUUCAUGUGUAGUCACUUAUGUUGUUCAGUUGGAUCCUGCAGGAUGGCUGCCCAAGUGCUUUGUCAAUCGAUUUAACACGAAACUGGUUAUGAUCAUUGAAAACCUUAGGAAAUUAGCUCAAGCAUGUCCAAGUGAAGGUGAAAAAUGAUCACUUUGUAAAGUUGGAAGGACGGGGAGUGUAACCUAGUAUAGUAUUUACGCCCAUCAUUUAUAUUUACUUACUAUAUUAUACAUAAAAUAGAAUCAAUU
Molecule: messenger RNA, 937 nt
Organism: Gastrolobium bilobum
Lineage: Eukaryota; Viridiplantae; Streptophyta; Magnoliopsida; Fabales; Fabaceae
Exons: 6
Coding region: 102-836 (244 amino acids)
Molecular function (GO): lipid binding
Source: RefSeq, a predicted model, not a curated record